Lactuca saligna is the source of this 366-nucleotide messenger RNA. NCBI's taxonomy places the organism in Eukaryota, Viridiplantae, Streptophyta, Magnoliopsida, Asterales, Asteraceae. The record is from the annotation of a GenBank genome assembly.
AUGCUCAAGCUUGUUGAUCCUAAAAAUCCGCUUCUUGUGCAAUAUUUCACUUCAAUUGACUUUGUUGUAUCAAUUGGUGUUCUUCCACCAAAGAGGGAUGAAGGUUCUUCUAAAGCUUCUAAAGUUACAAAAAAGAAGAAACAAGUUGAGAAACCACCAACAGUGAAGAAGGAUGUUAUGAAGGAAACUAAUCCUUCGAUAUUAGAAAUUCUCAAGAGAACAAAGAAACCAGCAAAGAAACCUAUUGAUUCCCCAGUUAAGAAACUUGUGCAAGAACCUACAAUCAUAAGUACUGAGCAAACACAUGUUGAUUCCUCCAAUGUUCUUUCAUCUCAGAAGGGUGGCAAGAAGAUUCGAAAGCCUUAG